AUGGACUCUAAACUUGCUGCUUUUCAAAAAAGCGACACGAAAAGGCUCUAUAGUCUCACGGAUCGUUUUUUCAAAGAUGGAGUUUUCAACUGCUACUUAACUUCGCAGCAGUUUAAUCUGCUUGAUCUGAUCUUACAUAGGUUCAGGGAUGCAAAAGCUCGGAUCAAACUGUGGGACGCUUUCAUCAACAACAACCUCUUUCUAGAAUUUGAGCAGGGACCUAGCCUAGCAGACAAAGAGAUCGAGGAUAUGUCUUCCACCGGGACAGAGGAAAUAUAUUUGAAACAAGGGACGAAGUCUACGAGGAACCUCUGCGCUACAAUACGAUAUCUGUUAUACGAAAAGGCUGUUGAUUACUACUUUGGCGACGAAAAGAUGCAAGAUACAAAGUUUGCCGCCUUUGAUAUUCUAGAAGAGAGCGACGACGAGGAGAACUUUGAGGAUGCCGAGGAGAAACCACUAUUUUCCCAAACCUCAUCAAAUAACGCUACAAGGAACGAAGAAGAUGACUAUGAUGAUGAGGAAGAGGACAAUGAAAAGCAACAAGAGCCGAAAGGCAGUCGAAAUGGGUCUGAGAGCGACGUUGUCGAAGUCAACGAUUCGACGGACAAAGACACAACAUUGAAAGUGAGUAGAUAUCGUGAGGUUCCAGAAGAAGGGGAGCUUGAAGAAAAUGAACAAGGCCAGCUCAAAUUUGUGGUCAACGCACAGCUCUUGCUUGCGCGGCCCGAAUUUCCAUCCACCGCCGAUUCUGUUAGUUCGGCUGACGAAGCUAUUGGUUCGAUGGUGCAUCCAAUUUUGGGUACAGCAUCUGCUAUUGAAUCGAAUUUUGAAAGACAAAACGAGCUUAAGCUUAUCAAAAAUUUCAACAAGGUGUACCACAGCUUUGAGAACGAUCUCCCCAAUAUCGUGAAACGACGGAAGCUUGAGCGCAGCGACAAAGCCCUUGAGCUUAACGACACGAAAGAUCAUGGUAGCAGUGAUAACGAAAAUGGGGGAAACGACAACGAGGACUCUCAACACGUCAACAAGUUGAUGGGGCUUGGCGGCGCUGCCAAUCUUUCGCUCAAAAACCUUCUUGCACGGAUUGAAGAGAAUCGCGAUAAAUUGAAUCUCACAGAUUUGGAGCUCAAAAACUUGAUCAUGGACGUGCGGAAGAAUCGCUCGAAAUGGGCGAGCUACAACCGGAUAGGCCAGGAAGAGCUUUACGAGGCCUGUGAAAAAGUUGUUUUGGAAUUGAGGGGCUACACGGAGCACUCUAUUGCUUUCUUGAACCGGGUGUCUAAAAGAGAGGCACCAAAUUAUUACCAAAUUAUCAAGAAGCCAAUGGACUUGAACACUGUGAUGAAAAAACUCAAGAAUUUUCAAUACAACAGCAAGACCGAAUUUGUUGACGAUUUGAUGCUGAUAUGGAAGAACUGUCUAACUUACAAUUCAGAUCCCAACCACUUUCUAAGGGCAGAUGCUAUUGCCAUGCAAAAAAAGACGCUGUCUUUGAUACCACUCAUUCCCGACAUUGUGAUCAGAGAUCGAGCAGAGGUGGAAAAAGAGGCAGCAGCAGCUGCACAGCAAAACGAAGCCGAUGACGCACAGGAGAAACCUGGUUUCAUUUCAAGCAGGGGUGUUGGCGGAUCAUCCACGAGCGCAAAAAAGUCUAAGAAAAGCAGAAAAGGAUUACAAGAGGCUGACCAUACCGAACCCAUUGCGGCUUCCGACUCGCCUAUGGGAGAUAGCGCUGGGAACAAAGACGCAAAUACUUCGGCUGCGGACCAAACGGCAGAGCAAAACGAAAACGAAUUUAUCCAGCCUCAGGGUGCCAGUAAUCCGUCAAUCGUGCAAUCAAAUGCUUCAACACCACUUGUUUCUGCAGCAAGUGAAGAAAAGACAGGAGACAGGGAAGGAACAGCGAAUCCCGAAGAUGAUGAUAACGAAGAUGAUGCAACAGCUAUGAUGGAAGACAGACAGGCACAGGAGCAACAGAAUGACAGAAACGAGGACGACGAUAACGAAGACCUGGAAAUGUCCACCUGGAGAACUCUUACUUCCAACACGCGAUAUAAAUUAUGCCAGCAGAGAUCCAAUUUGUUUAAGGGUGGAAAGAUCCAACCGAACGAAGAAGCAUUACUGAGAGACCCACUUCAAAUGUCCAACUUCAGCAACUAUCUUGACGACUCCUCCAAAGUUGUGCUCCACAGAAAUCGGCAGUAUUUUGACGAAAAUGAUGAUCCCUAUCUGAUUGAGUACGAUAUUGGCGGAGGUAUUCCAUCUCUGAAGUAUAAAGGGCCUGACUAUGAUGCUAUAGAAAACGAUAUUCUUUCCGAUAUGAUGAAACAAGGCAAGUCGUUGGAUCAGCUCCCGGAGUCGCAGUUUUCCAUAAAGAUGAAGGGGAGCAACUCAAUAAUAUACAAAAACAUUGCUUUGAUGCAGGAUAUCAGAAAAGUGUGUUUUAAGAUCAACAUUAUUCGGCAGAUGCAAACAUCGCAAUUCAUACACCAGUCUCAGUACCAUGCUCCUGAUAUAGAGCGAAUUAAACCUGAAGACAUUGACCCGCUGUCAAAGUUGCCUACGAGAGACCAGCUUGUGCCCCAGGUCGCUUAUGCCGCGCUCGAGCGGUCCGUGAGCACCAUCAUCAUGGCCAACGGUUUUGAGACCACAAACCCUACUUGCGUGACAACAGUCACUCAACUCGCGGAGCAGUAUUUUGGUAAUCUCGUCAAGUCGCUCAAAAUGACCAUGGAAUCCAACUCCAUCAACAAGCUUCCUUUAAAAAGCAAGAGGCCAAUGAGUUUAAAGGAUAUUCUUCUCAUUUCACUUCAGGAAAAUGGUAUUGAGAAACCUGACGUCCUGUAUUCUCAUUACAAGGAGCAUUUGACCAAGCAGAACAAGAAGCUGACUGACCUCAAGUACAAGCUUGAAGGGUUCCUUAGAGAUUUACUGCGGCCAGGAAUCCAAGAGAUAACCGAAAACCAGUUUACAGACGAUUCGGAACAAUUUCUCAAUGGUGAUUUCUCCAACGAGAUUGGGGAAGACUUCUUCGGCUUCAAGGAGCUCGGACUUGAUAAAGAGUUCAAUCUACUUACAUCCACUAUUCCUCUCCAUUUGCUUCACUCCAAACUGUCGAACCAACUCAGUCAUCUCGACUCUAAAUCGAAAAAAGCUAAGUACGAAGAUUUCCAAGAGGUCCAAUUCCCAAAGUUGCGCAAGCGGGACUUGUCGUCUCAAAUUGGUCUUUUAAAACCUUUCUACGAGGACCUGUUGUCCAAGUCCAGAGCAGCCUAUGCUAAACAGUUAAAGAAACAUAGACAAUCAUUGGGAAUUACUGAUCCAGAGGGUUUGCCUGCUGCUUCCAAUGGCACCCCGAAAGCCCCAGAAAGUGGUUCUGCUCCAAAUGGAGGCGAGCCGCCAUCCACUUUCGUGGAAAUCGAGGAUCCUGAGGAUUUGGUGAUUUUGGAGGACGACGACUUGCCAUUGAAACAGCGCAACCAUCGGCCGAAGGUUCCUCCGAACGGAAGAAUUACACAGGUAAAGCGUAAGCUUAUCAACAAUGCAUUUUUCCUGGACGCUCAAGAUUUAAGGGAGCAACAGCCACAAAUCAGCAUAACAGAUCCGCAAACGAGCAUAACUGAGAACACUCAGACCAAGGCAGGGAACCCAGAAAUCGCCAAGACCAACGAGGAGAUCCCGAAAGUCGAGCCAGCUGCUUAG
This is a messenger RNA of Ogataea parapolymorpha DL-1, 3705 nucleotides long. RefSeq names its product Subunit of the SAGA transcriptional regulatory complex, involved in proper assembly of the complex. Lineage: Eukaryota; Fungi; Ascomycota; Pichiomycetes; Pichiales; Pichiaceae. The record is from RefSeq and is a predicted model, not a curated record. Gene Ontology annotation, molecular function: protein heterodimerization activity; structural molecule activity. Bases 1 to 3705 code for a protein of 1234 amino acids. Gene Ontology annotation, cellular component: SLIK (SAGA-like) complex; SAGA complex. Gene Ontology annotation, biological process: regulation of transcription by RNA polymerase II. The transcript has a single exon.